Molecule: messenger RNA, 623 nt
Organism: Capsicum annuum
Lineage: Eukaryota; Viridiplantae; Streptophyta; Magnoliopsida; Solanales; Solanaceae
Product: iron-sulfur cluster assembly protein 1-like
Source: RefSeq, a predicted model, not a curated record
GGGAGAUAGCAAAACAUCUCUCGCUCGUCCUCAACUGCAAUAUGGCAGCAUGGUUGUUGGCGAUGCAAUUAAGGCUGCUGUUAAGGAUUAUGAAGCGAAGAAGGCAAAACUCAGUGACCAGUCAGAGAAUGCAACUGCUGAUGCUCGAUUUACUAGUUGAAGAAAUACAAGGCUUUCGCGCAAUGAACUCGAGCAUAAGAAUGAAAAUUAGGGAUAUAUGUGUAUAUAGUGUCUUUUGGAUCCUCUAGCAGGGGCAUAUUAAUAGUUGUUUGCUGGGUUGGUUUUGCUCUCUACCUUCUCACGGUGGGAUGGAAACAAGAGAGGUCAACUGGAGUAGAAGCCAAAAGACGGUGCCGAGAAUCUGUGAUUGAUCCGAAGAACCACUCCGAGAUACGAUUCUACUCCCUGAAUUCUCCUUCUCUUCAAGACUGCCAGCCUAUUCAGACGCUGCCCAUGGAGAGCCUUUUCCUUUGAGAACAUGCCCAUAAGACACAAUGUAUAUGUAUAAAGGUUAAAUAUAUGUAUAACAAAAGUCAUAAUUCGGAAUAUCUUGUAAUUUAACAAAAUUAUGAUAAAAAGUAUUACAGUCUAUUAAAAAUCUGAGAUUUAUGUAAGUUACCCAA